AUGGCGUUCAACCAGUCAGCCCCCUCGUCAACGAGGAUGGCCCUCUCACAAUCCGACACAGCCUUCUUGGAGGCUUUGGUUCCGGGGUACACUUUUAUAUCCCGGAUUUUCCUUUCAUAUCUUCACAUUGACCUUGCCGCUUAUCUACAAUAUUUCGUUGCACUGGCCCUUUUCGGUGUCUCCAUGCGAUAUCUUUCUGAGUAUCUCACGCAAUUCUUUGAAACAUACCUUGUCUGCACGGCAGAGAUGCGCCUCGACGAUGAGCUCUUCAACUACUUGAUGUACUGGUGGUCCCGACGACCAAACACGAAGCGUACAAAUCAUUUCUUGGCCGGUGUCCGAACAAAUGGCUAUUGGGGCGAUGACGACGACGAUUCCGACAACGCCGAUUCGGAUGAUGAAGACGAAGAAUGGAGUGUUGUCGAUGGCUCUACGAAUGCAGAGUCGUUCGAUGACUACUGGACGAAGGUCAUCAACCGCGACAAGUACAAGAAGCUGCGCUUUACACCUGCGCAGGGCCGCCACUAUUUCUGGUACCAGGGACGACUAUUGAUGUUGGAGCGACGGUAUGAGCAGUCCGGAGCUCGCUGGGUGCUCAACAACGAGAAGCUGUAUCUGUCAUGCUUGGGUCGGGACCCUUCCAUCCUUCAUAAGCUUCUUUCCGAUGCUCAACACAAAUUUGUCGAGCGCGAUGGGAGCCGAACGAUUAUCUACCGUGGACAACGAGGCUCCUCGGGUUCUACAUUCGAUUGGUGCCGGUGUAUGUCUCGACCGCCUCGCCCUCUGGACACUGUUAUUUUGGAUAAUACUCAGAAACAACUAUUCUUGGCCGAUAUCGAAGACUACCUCGAGAAAGGAACGGCCGAAUGGUACGCGGAGCAUGGUAUCCCUUACCGACGUGGGUAUCUACUUUCUGGACCUCCCGGCACUGGCAAGUCUAGUCUUUGUUUUGCCGUCGCAGGCAAGCUUGGACUGAAGAUUUAUCUCCUCAACCUGAGUUCUCGAGCCUUGGAUGAGGACAACCUCUACGCGCUGUUCUCUGAGCUUCCUCGACGAUGCAUCCUUCUCGUUGAGGAUGUUGAUACCUCCGAGAUCACCCAUAGCCGAGGACAGUCGAUUUUCCCUCGGUCUGGUCCAAGCCAAGCGGACAACUCACCUUCGAACACAGACAACAAUUCCUCUCCGGAUGAACCUGGCAAGAUCAGCCCAGACGGGAAGACUGAGAAAACUGGAAUCACUCUUUCGAGCUUACUGAAUGUGCUUGACGGCGUGGCUGCCAGCGAAGGUCGUAUCCUCGUCAUGACAACCAACCACCCCGAGAAGCUCGAUGACGCACUUCUGCGCGCCGGCCGUGUUGAUAUGCAGAUCGAGUUCCGCCUCGCAAUCUCUGAAGACAUUGAGAACCUCUACAAGUCAAUCUACUCAGUCUCCAAAGAAGCACGCGUUCGCCAAUCACCUCGCCGGGUGAAGCAAUUGCAGAACGGUAGCGAAGAGGAUGGAGAGUCAGAUGAUCACAAGCCCAAUGGUGUCCACUCACGUCGACACGAGCUGCAGUCUCGCAUCGAGAAUCUUGCGAAGGAGUUUGCUUCUCUUGUCCCCAGUGGAGAGUUUUCCCCGGCUGAGAUUCAGGGAUAUCUCCUCAAGCAUAAGGAUCACCCCGAGAGAGCCAUUAGAGAUGUCGCAGAAUGGGUGAAGGAGGAGAGGGAGAAGAAACGUGCGAAGAAAGCAGCUGAGAUCAAGGCUAAGGAGUCUCAAGGGAAGAAGCAAUCUUAA
This is a messenger RNA of Penicillium subrubescens, 1773 nucleotides long. RefSeq names its product BCS1 and AAA domain-containing protein. The record is from RefSeq and is a predicted model, not a curated record. Gene Ontology annotation, biological process: mitochondrial respiratory chain complex III assembly; protein insertion into mitochondrial inner membrane from matrix. The transcript has a single exon. Gene Ontology annotation, molecular function: ATP binding; ATP hydrolysis activity. Bases 1 to 1773 code for a protein of 590 amino acids. Gene Ontology annotation, cellular component: mitochondrial inner membrane. Lineage: Eukaryota; Fungi; Ascomycota; Eurotiomycetes; Eurotiales; Aspergillaceae.